UAACUUAAGUAGUGUGUACGUCAAUGCAGACGUAUGUACCCCGUGAUGCGGCAUCCCUGGAAGAACAGUUGGGACGAGGCCUCUUCCGUUCCUCCUGGCCACUUUCACUAACUCUAAGACAAGCCCUGGCCUCCGUCGCUGCCCCGCGUGCUAGCGAGCGAUCUGACUGCCAGAUGAGUUCAGAGGAAGGAGGGCUGAAACCUUUUAUGUCGGAGUGCGGGAACUGAUGGAGCCCGCACAUCUCCCGCUUGAAAUUACCUCUCUGGAAGAAUAAUGUGAUGUGUUACCCGAGAUGGUGUGAACAGAACUUCCAGCCAAUGGAGAAGACUAGGCCUAAAUAGCUGAACCGGUGAAGUGACCGUUUAAAGCCCCUCCUGGAGUAUCCCAUCUUCAGCAGUCAUUCUCUGUUCAAAUGCAUUUAUGGCUGGUUCAGCAGAUUCCUACACAAGCAGACCAUCUGAUUCAGAUGUCUCUCUGGAAGAGGAUAGAGAAGCGAUCCGUCAGGAAAGAGAGCAGCAAGCAGCCAUUCAGCUUGAAAGGGCAAAGUCCAAACCAGUAGCCUUUGCGGUGAAGACCAACGUGAGUUACUGCGGAGCCCUCGACGAAGAUGUGCCCGUCCCCAGCACUGCCAUCUCCUUUGACGCCAAGGACUUCCUGCACAUUAAAGAGAAAUACAACAACGAUUGGUGGAUAGGGAGGCUGGUUAAGGAGGGCUGCGAAAUCGGUUUCAUUCCAAGCCCCCUUCGACUGGAGAAUAUCCGGAUUCAGCAGGAGCAGAAAAGAGGACGCUUUCAUGGAGGGAAAUCGAGCGGAAAUUCUUCUUCCAGCCUCGGCGAAAUGGUAUCGGGAACCUUUCGAGCUACACCCACUUCGACUGCAAAGCAGAAGCAAAAAGUGACGGAGCACAUUCCUCCCUACGACGUCGUGCCAUCCAUGAGGCCGGUGGUGUUGGUGGGUCCGUCGCUGAAAGGUUACGAGGUGACGGACAUGAUGCAGAAAGCCCUCUUUGACUUCUUGAAGCACAGGUUUGAUGGGAGGAUAUCAAUAACCAGAGUGACGGCUGACAUUUCUCUCGCUAAGAGGUCUGUCCUAAACAAUCCCAGCAAGAGAGCAAUAAUUGAACGGUCGAACACCCGCUCCAGUUUAGCUGAAGUGCAGAGUGAAAUUGAAAGAAUCUUCGAGCUGGCAAGAUCCUUGCAACUGGUUGUCCUGGAUGCAGAUACUAUCAAUCAUCCAGCUCAGCUUAUAAAGACUUCUUUAGCUCCAAUUAUCGUCCAUGUGAAAGUAUCAUCUCCGAAGGUUUUGCAGCGGCUGAUUAAAUCCAGAGGAAAGUCCCAAAGUAAACACUUAAAUGUUCAGUUAGUGGCAGCUGAUAAACUUGCACAAUGUCCCCCGGAAAUGUUCGAUGUCAUUUUGGAUGAGAACCAGCUUGAGGAUGCAUGUGAGCACUUGGCAGAAUACCUUGAGGCCUACUGGAGGGCCACCCACACAACGAGCAGCACACCCAUGACGCCCCUGCUCGGGCGAAACCUGGGCUCCACAGCGCUUUCCCCCUACCCCACCGCCAUUUCAGGAUUACAGAGCCAGCGCAUGAGACACAGCAACCACUCGACGGAGAACUCUCCGAUUGAAAGACGAAGCCUAAUGACCUCCGACGAAAACUAUCACAACGAGAGGGCCCGGAAGAGUCGGAAUCGGCUGUCUUCCAGUUCCCAGCACAGCCGAGAUCAUUAUCCUCUUGUGGAAGAGGAGUACUCUGACUCCUACCAGGACACUUACAAACCACAUAGGAACCGAGCCUCUCCGGGGGGAUAUAGCCACGAUUCCCGACACAGGCUUUGAGUUUAAGAGCUCCCCUCCUCUCCCGCCGGGGGAAGGAAUUCAUCCCCAUCCCUUGACGACUUGCCAUCCCAUAUCUAGGACGAACCAAUCAUCUUAACAUGGCAGGUACGGCGCAGCUUGGCUGUGCUUACGGGCUGCUGACGUUGGCUGCUGAGUAAGGGGCAAAAAAAAUAUACAUCCUGCCCUCUCGUUUAUGUGGAAAUGAAUUGCCCAGUCGUAUAGUUUUUUUGUUUUUCUUUUUAGUGUGACAUCCACAUCAGCACAGAACUUUUUUUCUUCAUUAGGUAUUAGACACAUCAGUGUGUAAUUUAGGGUAUUUACCAAGGCACAUAUAAAAUAAUUUCCUGUGCUGGAAAUUCCAAAUGACCAGUUCCAGUUGGAACCAAUUUAUAAACCAAUUCCUGUUGGAAUUUGGGUGAAUUUGACUGGAAAGUCUACUUGAGCAUGUUGCAAUCAAUUGAAAAAUUUGAAAAAAAAAAAAUGCUGAUGAAUAUGAGGAAAAAAAAAACCACAAUUCCAAUACAAGCCAAAAAGAGCUACAGCAUUUAUUUGCUGGAAGCUAAAUUUACACUUACGGUUGGAAUACAGAAACAUUUUAAUGUACACGUUAACUUUCCUGAAUGGCUUUUUCAGACUUACCAAAUGAAAUGUUGAUCGUGCCAAAUAGCUCAGAUUAACGCGGCGGUUUUGCGGUAUUUUCAGCUUUCAAUGUUGUAGCAUCCCCGCCCCCCUACAUCUUCCCCAUCCCUCCCACGGCUUUCGCUGUCAAAGUGUUUUUCUUUUGUGUAGUCAUUACCGCUGUUUCUCUCCAUGUCAGCGAGGAUCAUCUGAAUGUCUUCUGCACUGAGAAGGGAGGGGGAGAAGAAAUGGGAGGCACAGAUGCGUAGCCUGGUGGUGCAAUGAAAUGGACCGAGGUCCUCUCUUGGGUCGAGCGAGAACCCACCGACCAAGUUAAUCCAGUGUCGGACAGGAAGAGCAAGGGGGAGGGAGGGGAGUUCUUCUCCCAUACCGAGUUUGCCCUUCUGAAGAAAGGCCUUGGUCUCUGCCAUCGAUUAUGCACAUACGGAUUCAGUCCUUUACCCGCCUGCACCUCGGCAACAUGUCGCUCCAUCUCUACUUGCGGGGGAGCGGAGGGUCCUGGCCCUAUUCUUAUCGCUUCAUAAUCCCCUGGAGAAAGGUUUUGUUUUUUUUUAAUGUAGUCACUUUCAAUUUUAAUAUCGAAGCUAAGUUUCUACGGAAUGCGGUGGGUAAAACUUCUGAAGCGAUCAGACUUUAAAAGCUUGAUAUAAAAAUGAACAUAGCACCCGAAAAGACCCUCGAAAAUGAUAACGCUGACAUUUUUAAUGCGUAGAAUUAGAGGAUAAAGGAAUUUGGAGAUUUUUUGCUGCCUUGUUUCUAAUGAACACUCCCCGUCCCGACCCUCUUCUGAGACUCGGAAGUGAUUUUCUAGGGGACUCAUUCGUGUCACUGGAGACCCUGUGUCUUACCAUUAUCGACGAAGCCUUAGAUUCAGAAUAGUCCAGGUAAUUAGUGGAACCGACUCUAAUUUUGGAAAGGCUCAACUAUCUUUAAACAGAGAGACUUUUUCGAAGCAUGCAUUUUCUAAAAGCUGGAAAGGGCCUAUGCUUAAAAAUCCUUUUUCUCUGGUUCAUGUCUCGAAGCCUUGUCUUUGAAAACGGUAAUGAUUAAUCGGUAUGUUUUCUUGUUUCUCUUCUCCAAGCCUCCUUUUGUUCAGGCUGUCAGAGCAUGUAGCAGUUAAACGAUUUUCCUAGCCAGUCAGACGUUUUUAGUUUUCUGGACCAAUUGCCAAGAGAAGUUUGAACUUCCCUGUCCUUCCAUCUCCUCCUCUCUGGUGCAUCUCCCGCUAUGAAGCCGAUUAACUGACGGGGAGGCUAACUAUUGGAAAUGCAACUCAUGCCAGAUUCUUGAUGCCAGUUCCCACCAUUUGUCUUCAGCAAAUUAAAAGGCAGCAGGUUCAGCUGUGACCUUUAGGAUUGCCUUUUGGGUUUGUUUCGUUUGGAUGUUACGGCCAUCUAGAGAAUCCAUUCAGAUCAUCUAGCGUUUCAGUUAACGACAUUUGAAAAGCUGCAUUCGGCGGAAUAAUUGAACAAGAACAAUCAUAUAGAUGAAGGUGUAACCUGUCAUUUCGAAUAUUUUCAGCUAGAGCACAGAUGAGCAUUCUCCGGUAAUUUUAAAGUAUAGUUAUUACAUGUACAGCACACAUUCGCAUGAGAAAGCAAACAGGCAAAACAUUUUUCUAUAAGCUUUACCAGUUUCUUCUUUGUGUGCAUUAAAGUAUUAAUUGCAAAGAAUGCACUGAGAUGUAUAAUUCUAGACUAGAACAGUUAAUCAGCUUUAUUCUGUAGUAACAUUAGUGAUCAAACCAUUUAAUGCUUGAAGAUAUUUACAUAGUAGGGCAGGAAGCUACCACAGCUUUCUCAUAUAUUUUUCUGGACAAGAUUAGUUGCAUCCUUAUUUUGGGUAUAAAGAUAUCAUUUAAUUUAAAAGCCUUCCGAAGCUUUGUCUUCCGUGUCGUACCCGUAAAGGUAAUGGUCAACACAAAAUUCACCUUCCACUCUAUGUCCAGAGACAACGUGAACUUUGUUUUGCGUUCUCAUAAUAAUAAUAAUAAUAAUAAUGUUCUCAUCCAAAGGAACCCAGAUAGUUGUGAUGGGGCAUGUCAUGUAUAUUUUCUUGAGAGACAUUUUAAAUUUAGCAGAUUGUUUUCACCUUCCUUGUGUGGGCAAUAGGCUUAUUUUCUGCAGAUGAACAACAUAAGUUCCAUUUUUCUUUUUUACACUUUAAAUCGUGUGUGAGUGUGUACAAGACAUUAACUACAGAUAUACAUAAAUAAAUAAGUUUUAUUUUUGGCAAGCAUUACCAUACACCUUUUUUAAAAGAACGAAUACUUGGUUUUUACUUCAUUUGAACAGUGUUAAUUCAGUUUUAAAAGUAACAAAUUUUAAUUCACAGGGGGGAAAAAAAAAGCUGCGGUGUUAUCUGGACCAUUUUAACUCAUAGUAGAAACCAUAUAUUAGAACUUCUACAGUGUUAGCCAGCUGUCUCGUGAUAUAUUAUGCAAUGGCUUCAUGUGAAGUUGUGGAGUUAACGUAGUCCUCGAUGAAUAGAAGUAAUAGCAAUUUUUCAAUCCUAGUAUCAAUUCUCAUUGAACAGGGUUAUAUUGUUUAACUCCAAUACGUAAAGCAGUACUUAGAAAUGUUUAUAAAUGAGUGAUGGUUCUUUGUUUCAGCUCUGUUUUCUUUUGAAAAAUACUGGUCUCGAUCACUUAAAUUGUUAGUCCGUGCUAAUAUGACAAUCUUAAUUAUACGAUCGGUUUAAGAUAUGGCAAUUAUUAGCCUACACUGAGAGAGUAUUAGAGAAAUGAGCAAAUCAAUGAGAAAUUGCUUGUUCCUUUCUAAUUUUUUUUCUUUUUCUGUAGUAGGGGAGAAACUAAAGAUAUUUUUGAAAAUUGGUAGCCUUUUUUUCUACCUCUUUACUUGAACUUUUUUUGGUGGGGGUGAGUUGCACCAAAAGUGAAUUUCCAAAUUUAAAGUCUACAAAUGAACGUAUCGUGAAAAUUGUACGUAAAUGAGGGGUGUGUUAGUCCAGAAUGCUCCUAGGCAAAUUUGCUGCAAGCUAGCAUACUGCUGAUUUGAUUCCUUUACGUUGUUUGUGGCUAAAACAAAAAAAAAAUGUAGUUGUUGUCCUUUAAUGAUGGCCCUUAACGUAUCCCUUGAACCAGAAAUCAGCCUGACUUUAGGAAACAAACCUGACAGGCCAAAAUGAUGGAAAGGUUAGAAGGGUUGACCUUCCUUCAGAGUUAAUUGCAUUUUAUUGGCCCCGUUUAUAUUCAUAUUUCAAAACCUCUAAUUCCAACAGUUUCUCCAUUCCCACUCACAUUCCUUCCUUCUUUAUGUACUUUCCCGGGUGCCGGUUGACAAUUACCUGGAAGAUUCAAAACUGAGCAAGUUGUUCGGGGAGUAAAGAAACUGCAAGGGAGUAUUGGGCGAUUUUCUUAGCCGCCACUUGAGUCUGGCAAAAAAGGUAAAAAGUGAUUUACCACGGGUGUGUCCAAGCCUAAUAAAGUUGUACUCUGUUAUGUUUGGGGCUCACCUUUA
Ornithorhynchus anatinus (platypus) is the source of this 5960-nucleotide messenger RNA. RefSeq names its product calcium voltage-gated channel auxiliary subunit beta 4 (gene CACNB4). The transcript has 14 exons. The coding region runs from base 421 to 1842 and encodes 473 amino acids. Lineage: Eukaryota; Metazoa; Chordata; Mammalia; Monotremata; Ornithorhynchidae. Gene Ontology annotation, biological process: calcium ion transmembrane transport; neuromuscular junction development; chemical synaptic transmission. Gene Ontology annotation, cellular component: voltage-gated calcium channel complex. Gene Ontology annotation, molecular function: protein binding; high voltage-gated calcium channel activity. The record is from RefSeq and is a predicted model, not a curated record.